AUGAGUUUACCACUUGAUGAAUGGGUAGAGACCGUUAAGCAGUGCAAGUACCUGCCAGAGAAUGACUUGAAGAAGCUUUGCGAUCGUGUCAAGGAUCUUUUGUUGGAGGAAUCAAACGUACAGCCAGUGCGCAGUCCAGUCACCAUCUGUGGUGAUAUCCACGGUCAGUUCUACGACCUGUUGGAGCUGUUCAAGACUGGUGGUGAGAUCCCAGAUACCAACUACGUCUUCAUGGGUGACUUUGUCGAUAGAGGAUACUACAGUUUGGAGACAUUCACAUACUUGUUGGCUCUCAAGGCUCGCUACCCAGACAGAAUCACUCUCUUGAGAGGAAACCACGAGUCAAGACAGAUUACUCAAGUCUACGGUUUCUACGAUGAGUGCCAACAGAAGUACGGCAAUGCCAACGCCUGGAAGUAUUGCACCAGUGUCUUUGACUUCCUUACUCUUGCUGCUAUUGUUGAUGGAAGAGUACUCUGUGUCCACGGUGGUCUCUCACCAAAGGUCCGCACCUUGGAUCAGAUUAGAAUCAUCUUGAGAAGUCUCGAGAUUCCUCAUGAGGGUCCAUUCUGUGACCUUAUGUGGUCCGACCCAGAGGAGAUUGAGCAGUGGCAGCCAUCGCCAAGAGGCGCUGGUUGGUUGUUUGGCUCCAAGGUCACUCAGGAGUUCCUUCACAUCAACGGCCUCGAGUUGAUCUGCCGUGCACAUCAGUUGGUACAGGAGGGCUAUAAAUAUAUGUUUGACGAGUCACUGGUGACAGUAUGGUCAGCGCCAAACUACUGCUACCGCUGUGGCAACGUCGCCUCCAUCCUGGCACUGGACGAGAACCUGGAAAAGAACUUUAAGAUCUUCCAGGCCGUGCAAGAGGAGAGAGCCGUCCCACCUCGCACCACCAUGCAAUACUUCUUCUAA
Molecule: messenger RNA, 912 nt
Organism: Acytostelium subglobosum LB1
Lineage: Eukaryota; Evosea; Eumycetozoa; Acytosteliales; Acytosteliaceae
Exons: 3
Coding region: 1-912 (303 amino acids)
Biological process (GO): peptidyl-serine dephosphorylation; G1/S transition of mitotic cell cycle
Cellular component (GO): cytoplasm
Molecular function (GO): protein serine/threonine phosphatase activity
Source: RefSeq, a predicted model, not a curated record